Molecule: messenger RNA, 904 nt
Organism: Zophobas morio
Lineage: Eukaryota; Metazoa; Arthropoda; Insecta; Coleoptera; Tenebrionidae
Product: alpha-tocopherol transfer protein-like
Exons: 6
Coding region: 7-843 (278 amino acids)
Cellular component (GO): membrane
Molecular function (GO): phosphatidylinositol bisphosphate binding
Source: RefSeq, a predicted model, not a curated record
UCCACCAUGUAUCAUUUCGAGAGCGAAACACGCAAGAAAUUUUACGAAUCCUUCGAACAAACUGAAGAAACAGUAACACAACAAAUAAAAACCAUCAAAACAUGGCUAGAAGCACAAACCCAUCUUCCCGAAAUCAUGGACGAUGCCAAAAUCCGAAACAUGUUGCAUUUGUGUAAAUUCGACGUGGAGAAAACGAAACAGAGAAUUGAUAAAUAUUACACCCUCAGGACCAAGUACCCGAUUGCUUUUAAUAAUAGCAACCUGAAAUUGCAAGCUUUAAAGGAAACUAUGGAUGCAGUAUAUAUUUGCAACCACCCGCAGCUUCUGGAUGGUGGCCAUAGGGUUGUGUUUGUAAAUCCUAAGAAUAAAAACACGUUUUGUGCACUCAAUUCAAUAAAAUUAUGUGUAUGUAUCUACGAGAUCAGACUGCAAGAGGAUUUGAUGAUUGAUGAUAUCGUUAUUGUUGAUAUGGCCAACAUUACUUUCAGAGAUAUGUGUACCUUAUCGCCCAGAAUGGUGCUGGCGGCUGUCAAAAUCUACAAGGAUAUUUUUUCGAUGAGGCUAAACGCGGCGUAUUUUAUUAACAGUCCUUCUUACGUUUCGAUUUGGAUGGCAAUUUUUAAAUUAUUUGUCUCGGCAAAAAUUUUUGGCAGAUUGCAAGUUCAUAGGGACUGUGAAGUUUUAAAAGACCUAUUUUCUAACAAUGACCUACCAAAGGAUUAUGGUGGAAGCGGACCAUCGUUGGAUCAACUUAACGAUAUGAUGAAGCAAAAAUUCAUCGAGUAUCAGGAGAGGUUCGAUCUUUUGGAUACACUAAAGGUUGAUGAAAGUUUAAGAGCGUAAGAAUAACACAAACCGAUUAUUCUUUUUUUUGUUAUUGGUAGAAUAAAUAUAUACAGUUUUG